AUUUAUUUAAAAAAGUGCUUCAUUUAAAAGGUUGGAAUCGUUCAAAGUUUUUCAUCAGAGACUAAUCACACAAUAACAUGAAAUAAGUCUAAUUUUCUAUUACAUAUACUGUAGUUAGACUUGAUCCUGUAUUCUGAUCGAUUCAUGGUCCAUUCCUUGAUCUUGUACAGCACAACUUUUGUGCCUUCGGGGUGGUCCAGGUCCUGCCAUCCUCUUGCAUAUAUCCUUGCCAAUCCAGCUCAAGACAUGUGCUUCCAGACAGUGAAGUAAGGGCAGGGGCAAGUGUGGGAUUUCUUGAUUUUGAAACUCUUCCUUCCUCAAUUAUAUAAGGAGGUUUUAAGCAUCGGAUUUUGAAGCAACAAGUGUGGAUUUCCUAGUCCCUGAUCUUUUUGGUGACAGAACUUUUCUCUCACGCAUAUUUAUUCUCUUACAAAGAAGAAGAAGCAAGAAGGGCUGAGAUACAAAGAUUAGAUUAAGAUAAGAUGCCUUGCCUUUAUAUCUCCACCAAUGUCAACCUUGAUGAAGUUGAUAAGGAUCCCAUCUUUUCCGAGGCCACAAAAGCUGUUGCUUCCAUCAUCGGAAGACCUGAACAUCUUGUGAUGGUCAUACUUAAAGGAACCUUGGGCAUAUCAUUCAAUGGAAACAAAGAACCAGCUGCGUACGCAGAGAUAGUGUCAAUGGGCGGGAUUACCAAACAAGUUAAGAGGAAUCUGAUCGCUACCCUUGGAACAAUUCUUGAGGCAAAGUUAUCCAUCCCCAGGGCACGAUUCUUCCUCAAAGUUUAUGAUACCACAGCUGCUGGCAACUGCUCCAAGUUGUAACUUCUGAUAGGAUGAUGGCCAUAGAGUUUCAUCAUGAGAUGCUUUCGAUGAAGGGGAAAAAGAUGGAACUUUUAGUCCUUCUUUACCACUCGAUUCACAUUUUGUGGAUGAUGGGUUGAUAUUGGGAUGGAGUUUGGACCAAAUGCAUUUGUUUUCCAUUGAGAGCAGCACGAUAUCAUGGGUUCGGUGGAAAUCACAGUCCACCAUUUUUGUGGAGGAUAAAGUGUUCUAAGAAAGUGACUUGGUAGCUGAAUUGGUGGAAAUCACAGUCCUUUACCUCAAAGUCCCAUUUGUUUAAAAAAGUGCUUCAUUUAAAAGGUUGGAAUCGUUCAAAGUUUUUCAUCAGAGACUAAUCACACAAUAACAUGAAAUAAGUCUAAUUUUCUAUUACAUAUACUGUAGUUAGACUUGAUCCUGUAAUCUGAUCGAUUCAUGGUCCAUUCCUUGAUCUUGUACAGCACAACGUUUGUGCCUUCGGGGUGGUCCAGGUCCUGCCAUCCUCUUGCAUAUAUCCUUGCCAAUCCAGCUCAAGACAUGUGCUUCCAGACAGUGAAGUAAGGGCAGGGGCAAGUGUGGGAUUUCUUGAUUUUGAAACUCUUCCUUCCUCAAUUAUAUAAGGAGGUUUUAAGCAUCGGAUUUUGAAGCAACAAGUGUGGAUUUCCUAGUCCCUGAUCUUUUUGGUGACAGAACUUUUCUCUCACGCAUAUUUAUUCUCUUACAAAGAAGAAGAAGAAAUAAGGGCUGAGAUACAAAGAUUAGAUUCAGAUAAGAUGCCUUGCCUUUAUAUCUCCACCAAUGUCAACCUUGAUGAUGUUGAUAAGGAUCCCAUCUUUUCCGAGGCCACAAAAGCUGUUGCUUCCAUCAUCGGAAGACCUGAACAUGUAAACACUCUCUAUCCCUCCAACUCUCUUUUCCUUCAA
Molecule: messenger RNA, 1741 nt
Organism: Populus euphratica (Euphrates poplar)
Lineage: Eukaryota; Viridiplantae; Streptophyta; Magnoliopsida; Malpighiales; Salicaceae
Product: macrophage migration inhibitory factor homolog
Exons: 3
Coding region: 483-821 (112 amino acids)
Molecular function (GO): phenylpyruvate tautomerase activity
Source: RefSeq, a predicted model, not a curated record